UCAUUGUCAAGUCAUUGCUGUCAUUCAUAAUACGGUUUUCCAAGUUUUUCUAUUGAAAUCGAAAGCUAAAAACCAAAACAAUCGGUAUUAAGUGUAAUAUGCUGAAAACUUUGAACAGGAAAUCCUUGCUUACGCUUUAUUUAUCCGUUCUGCGUCCUUGUUUUGUCAUGGCGGAGGCUAAUUUAGCUACAUCUGCAGUAUGCGGCAGUGGCAGUGCGGACGCAGACAAAUAUUCAGUGGCUUAUGUGACGGUGCCAAACAAUGAGGUAGCAAAGACCCUGGCUCACGGGCUAGUGAAGCAGCAACUGGCAGCCUGCGUGAACAUCAUCCCUCAAAUCACCUCGGUGUACAUGUGGAAAGGAGAGAUUAAUGAGGAUAGUGAGCUGCUGCUAAUGAUCAAGACAAGAACAUCUCAAGUAGACCAGCUGACAACCUACGUGCGCUCUAACCACCCAUAUGAGGUGUGUGAAGUUAUAUCCCUACCUAUUAAGAAUGGAAACCCACCAUAUCUCAAGUGGAUUGGGGAGACAGUGCCAGAAGGUGAAGCUAAGGUCUGUCACAAGAAAUAAUUAAAUUAGUUUUUAGUAUUGUAGUCUUUAUAAUAAGUUUCCAUAUAAAACGAGUUUAAACUAUUUAAUAGUUUGUACAUUUGGUUAAUAAUGAACACCUAUUAAAUAAGUAGACGACCGGUCUGGCCUAGUGGGUAGUGACCCUGCCUAUGAAGCCGAUGGUCCCGGGUUCGAAUCCUGGUAAGGGCAUUUAUUUGUAUUAUGAUACAGAUAUUUGUUCCCGAGUCAUGGUUGUUUUCUAUGUAUUUAAGUAUUUAUAUAUAUCGUUGUCUGGGUACCCACAACACAAGCCUUCUUGAGCUUACCGUGGGACUUAGUCAAUUUGUGUAAAAAUGUCCUAUAAUAUUUAUUAUAUUUAUAAGUACAAGCAUUUAUUUGGUAGGUAUUUUGUUGCGUGAAGUUGUAGUUAGUCAUGUAAGUAAUGUUAUUAUUUUAGUUUAUUUAAAAUGUUAUGAAAUUAUUGUAAAAAUGCUUUGUCCUAAAUACAACAAUAUAUUAAUAAUA
This is a messenger RNA of Cydia fagiglandana, 1073 nucleotides long. RefSeq names its product protein CutA homolog. The transcript is spliced from 3 exons. Bases 99 to 569 code for a protein of 156 amino acids. Lineage: Eukaryota; Metazoa; Arthropoda; Insecta; Lepidoptera; Tortricidae. Gene Ontology annotation, molecular function: copper ion binding. The record is from RefSeq and is a predicted model, not a curated record. Gene Ontology annotation, biological process: response to metal ion.